AUGGUUGAGGAAGGAGGGUUGAGCUAUGGACCGCCUAUUCCCAACCCCCAAGGCCCGAACCCUGUGCCACACGCUCUUAUACCUCCCAUUGCUCAACACCUCGAUUUGAUCACCUGUGUUGAUGACUAUGGCAUUUUUCAUGGGCUGCACGUCGAUCCACUCACCGUCUUUCAGAAUCUGGAGGCCCGCCACCUCAUCAUCCUGGAACAGGAGGAUGACCCCACCAGCGUCUGUGUGGGCCCGAAGCCCAUUUACCCUUUCGGGCUGGGGGCAUGGAGGGUAGUGGCUGACCUUGGUGCCGAAGAAGGCCUUGUCACCAGUUUGGGCCCCGGCGUUGAAGGCCCGAUUGAUGUAGCCCUUGGGCAGGCCCAAGUUCUCAUCCAUUGUCUCCAUGACUCGGACAGCUAG
Striga asiatica is the source of this 408-nucleotide messenger RNA. Lineage: Eukaryota; Viridiplantae; Streptophyta; Magnoliopsida; Lamiales; Orobanchaceae. The record is from the annotation of a GenBank genome assembly.